GUGGGAACUUCAGUUCUCAAACUAUCUAUCAGUAUGUCUACAAAAUAAGUUGAAACGAUUGAUGAAAAAUAAUGGCUUAGUGUAUGUUUUGUUUUUUCAGUGAUAUGACCUUCAAUUCAAUCAAACGGUAGGGCGUCAAGAUGUACUUUGGAGUUGUUAUCACUUUUUCGUUUGUGCUCGUUGAGAUAUAUGGGGGACGCCCAUCUAUAGCCCUUAUUUCAGCAACAAAGGACAAACCACAUCUUCUUUUUCAUUAUGUGAUCUUAGAAAAUGAAACUUUAAAAAACCCAAAUAUGGUGGCGAUAGCUGCUUUUGAAGAAAAAAUAAACACUACUGGUUGGUCAUCACUUACGGUGGCAACAUCGUUUAGCUUUCCUGACUAUCUACAAGCUUACUGGGCUGGGUUUUUGGAAACUAAUCUCACACUCAGUUUGACUGUCUCCCACUGGAUAAACACUGUCAAAGAUAUGUGCCCGAUUCCACUUUCUAAAGACUGUAAAAUUUUACAUCAGUACCUAUCAGAAAAUAUGGCUUAUAUGUUGAAUGAGGCAUAUAAACAUGGUGACCAUAGUCCUUUUUGGUAUCAAGUUGCUUUACAGUUAUGGCAGCUUAAGGGAAUGUCUGAUGCCUUUAAUAGAAAAUUCAUCGACAGAGCGGACUUGUUAAACCGUAGUCAUUUGAAUACAUUGAUUGACGAAGUAAUGGGGAUUUAUUUACUACAGCUCAACGGGGAUCUUGGUGACUUAGUUAGUGCCUUAUCGGUUCUUACAUUAAAGAAAGGCAAAAACAAAAUGGGACAUCCAUUUAUCGCUAGUCCAUCGUGUUCAGCACUGAUUAAAAUAGUUGAUAAUAAUGUCUAUUUAUCGCAUGUCACAUGGUCAACAUACAGUAUUAUGCUGCGUGUAUUGAAACAUUACAACUUUCCAUGGAAAACUGUCAAUCGUACAGAAAGCUAUUACUCAUUCUAAAGGACACAACACUGAGCUAUACAAAUGAAAGAAUGAACUCAGUGAUUAACAAGUAUUAACAUAUAAAACGUUAAAUUACAUUGAAUUGUGAUUUAUAACAUGUAAUCAGGUAGUUUAGAAAUGAUGUAAAUAACUAAUGUAUUUUAAUUUUUAGAUUCUCAGAAAAUUCCUGGUUUUGCAAUAACAUUUUCUUCAUACCCAACAUUUACCAGUUCAGUUGAUGAUUUCUAUUUGACAAGUGCAAAUCUCGUAAGUUAAUAUUUUAAUCAAGAAAGUCUUGUUAUUCUGAGAACAGUCUUUAUUGGGAUUUAAUGGUACUUGAAAUAUGAAAAAAAAGAAACAUCAAAGAGAUGUUUCAUUCUUGUCUAAUUUUUUUCGACAGUAUGUCUACAAUGAUUCCCAGUGAGGAAAGAAGUCAGACAAGACUGUCUACUCUCACUCUCUCUCUUCUGGUGGUUGACUGGAUUAUGAAGACCUCGACAUCUGAGGGAAAACAUGACAUACAAUGGACAGCUCAGAACCAAUUAGACGAUUUGGACUUCGCAUAUGACCUGGCCCUUCUAUCUCAUACACAUUGACAAAUGCAGAUGUAGACAACUAGAGUAGCGUCAGUCUCUGCACCAGUAGGCCGAAACGUACGCAAUGGAAAAACCAAGAUCCUCAAAUACAACACGGAGAACACCAACACAAUCAUACUUAGUGGAGAAACUCUGGAAGAUGUGAAAUCUUUCACGUAGCUGGUCAGCAUCAUUAAUGAACAAGGAGGAUCAGAUGCAGACGUAAAGGCGAGGAUUGGCAAAGCAAGGUCCGCAUUCCUACAAUUGAAGAGCAUCACGAAGCAAGCGCUAACUUAGAACCCUGAAGAGAAAUGGAAGGGAGGAAGGCCGAAGAACACUGUGUCGAGAAUUGAAAGCGGAUAUGGAAAGUAUGAAUAGCAACUGCAGAUGCUUGGCCAGAAUAGAGUUGGAUGGAGAGUGAUGAUGGGUGGCCUAUGCUUCUCCACGAGGGUAACAGGCAUAAGUAAGUAGUGUGUACAAUGACCCCACAUGAUUUCGAAGUCAGCAGCCUCACAUCAAAUUAAUUGUUAUCAAAGAGUAAUAUGAACACUAGUACCACUGCGAUCCAGAGAGUACUGGUCUAUAUUUGAAUCCUUGUAAGAAUAAUUUUGGUGAACAACCACUUCGUAUAUCCACUGUGUUUAAACUGCUUGCGUAGAUCACUGUUCUUCGGUAUUGUUAAAAUUCUGAAAGAAAAUUGUUUGUAUUUUGAUGGGUGGUGUCCGAGAUCCGAUACCGACACACAACGUGCUACGCACUAACCCCAACCACCACCUGACCAUUUGAACGAGAACACAAGAGUGGAUGAGAAAGUCUAUUGGGUUUCUGAAUGAAUUAUACAAAUACUCAUUUUUAUAUAUGCGUCUCUACCCCUUAAAAAAUCACCCUAUUUCUUAGCCAAUGAUACGCAUCUGUUCCUCAGAUCCUCCGAUUGGCCUCAUUUGUCUACUUCUAAUUGGCUUACUAUAUCAGUUUAUAUUCUUUUUUUGGAGUUUGGACAAUACUAUAAAUAUUUUUUCUAAGCUCAACGUUUUUUCUGUAUGAUAAGCUACCUCAUGAUCAAUAUUAAUUCGAAUAUUUUAAGUUUUCAUUAUGAUCGCUGUUCGUUUAAAAAAAUUUCAAUGAAAUAAAUCUAUUCUUUUUUUAAUAGUCUAUAACUACAUAAACAUAUACACUGUGAUUCAAUGAAGUUCUUAACAGUAAUACUAAUUCACAUCCGUUGAAUUAGAGGUGACUUGUUAAAACUGAUUAACUCUCUAAAGUUUAAACCGAUGAGUCUUAACUUACAGUUCGUGUCAGUAUACUUAGUUGUCAUGCAAUUAAUGGUUGUAGCAAAUUACGUAUACUAAUAUUUUAUCUACCAGGAAAUAAUCAUAUUUGCAAUUAAUGGGGAGUGAUUUAUGCUAUUGUUUUAUCGAGGUAUUUUUGUACAAUCUGUUUAACAUCAUAAAAUGAUUUUUAAAAAAUAGUUAUAUAACUAGUUGUGGAAGAAGUAUCUUACAUAUUUUUGUAAAAUGUUGUCUCACAAUUUAACAUCAGUCUUGAAUAAAAAAGGAAGCUAUGAUUUUUAUUUGUAUACCAGACUAUUACCGAAACUACCAAUAAUGUAUAUAAUGAUUCAUUAUGGAAUAUUGUUCGAAAUGGUAGUAGAAAUUCUGUAUUCACAUUUAUACGUGGUAUGGUUGCCAGCCGCUUGGCCAAAACAGGGGACGAAUGGAUUGCAUAUUUCAAGUACAACAACAGUGGAACGUAAGUAAUCUGUCACAUUCUUUGGUUGUAAUUAAGAAACGCUGGUACGCAAAGUUCCAAAAGCUCUCUCGAUUUUCAGUUUACAUCACGGAAUGACUUUAAUUAGACAACCGAAAAUACCAGGGAUCAAUAAAUAGGUGCUUCGUGCAAGUAUGGUACUCUCUAGAAAUGCAGACUCACAACUUUGUCAGACAUCGAACCCACGACCUUUAGAUCUCACGACGAAAGAGUUUCUAUUAGAUUGCUGACUUGGCAAGCAAUGGUCUGCAAUUUUAAAUUUAGUUAAAUUACUGGACAAGAAAAGCGAAGCGGAUCGCACAGUAGAUUAGAUCACAUAUCAUGCCUUAACCAUAUUUUCAAAUCAUAUUUAUUUAACUAGAGGAUUUUUUCAACUUUUGGACCAUAUGAUGAUAUAAGCUUACAAUUAAGUACAAAAAUGAUCACAAUCUCAGUGAAGCCACACCUACAAUCCUCUUUCCUCAAGAAGUACUUGUUCAGACCAAAAAAAGCCUUAGGUCGUAUAUUGACUUGGAAAGCAUCAGUCUUUAAAGGAUUUUUUCGUUUAAACUAUUAAAAAUUAUCAUUUCAACUCAACCAUAAACCUAAAAUUAAAUAAAUUGUUAACUUAAGUGCAUUGCCAAUCAAAUCACACUUAACGGAGAAGCUUUGGAAGAUGUAAAAACCUUUAUAUAUCUGGGCAGCAUCAUUGAUGAACGCGGUGGAUCCGAUGUAGAUAUGAAAGCGCGGAUCUGAAAAGCAGCAGCAUAUUUACAACUGAAGAACAUCUGGAACUCAAAACAACUGUCAACCAACAGCGACGUCAGAAAUUUCGAUACAAAUGUCAAGACAGUUCUACUGUAUGGAAGGGAAACUUGGAGAAGUACGAAAGCCAUCAUCCAGAAAAUACAAGUGUUUAUUAACAGUUGUCUGUGCAAAAUACUUUGGAUUCGUUGGCCAGAUACUACCAGUUACAAUCUACUAUGGGAGAGAACAAACCAGAUUCCAGUGGAGGAAGAAAUCAGGGAGAAUCGCUGGAAGUGGAUAGGACACAUAUUGAGUAAAGCACCCAACUGCAUCACAAGGGAAGCUCUCAUUUGGAAUCCUCAAGGCCAAAGGAGAAAAGGAAAACCAAAGAACAUAUUACGCCGAGAAAUGGAGAUAGAUAUGAGCAGAAUGAACAACAGUUGGAUAGAACUGGAAAGGUAGGCCCAGGACAGAGUGGGUUGGGGAAUGCUGGUCGGCGGCCUAUGCUCCAUUGGGAGUAACAGGUAUAAGUAAGUAAUUAAUAAGUGCAUUGAGUCAAGUUGAUUGUGAAUUCUAAACGUAUAGUUAUUUUGAUCAAAACCCAUAGAUUACCUUGUACAUAUGGUGAUAAUUUGAAACUUGUGAUCUCAACGUUUAUUUAUUUAUCAAAUAAAAAGUUAUUGUUAUUGUUAUAACUCUCGGUUUUUCAUGUUUACAUGAAUGGGACGUUAAUUUGCCAUAGACGAAUAUGUACACUAGAUCCCCUCCCAGUGUCUAUUCUAAAGGACUUCAACAGAACUCAGAUCAAUAACACGUGAUUAGCCUGACCAGAACGUAAAUAUACUUGCACACCAAAAACCAACAGCAAUCAACAAUCGAGGUUGACAUUCAAUGGACGGCAAUUAUGGUUCCCUACCACCCAUUUCUUAGAAAUUGUAGGGUGUGAAAAAAAAGUAGGGAUCGGUGACUAGUGUACUUGUUUUGCAAGUAUGUGCUCAAGUGAUAAUGAACAAACAUUUUGUCACCUUUAAUAAUUUUGUAAUUGGUCGUAAACUGUUCAUCUUUGUAAUCUGAUUGGUUGAAAUCGAAAUAGCAUCAAGUGCUGUGAUUGGAUGUCAGAAUUUUCAUUUUUACAUUUGAAAUUUAACGACAAUGAAUAAUUCUUUUUGUGUAAUCUUAGUCUUGAAAAAAAAUUUAGACUUUUGAAGAAAAAGACACCAACUUAAUUUCACUACCGUGCAAUACUACUGUUAGUGAAUGUGUGUCGGGAUAAAUUUUUGCUUUCCGAUCAAGUAAUUUAAUGUCAACGUUCAAUUGAAGUCGUUAGUUAUCUUGACAAGAAUAAUAUGUAUCACAUUAAAAGAAAGUUGUGGAAAAAGGAACUGAAAACCGGUUUGAAUAUUUGAUAAUAAUGAUUACUGAAUGAUAUCGGUAGUCAAAUGUUGAAUACCAAAUUAAUAAACAAAUUAUCACCAAAAUGUAUGCAUACGUUUUUUGGUAAAACAUAGUAUGUUAAUCGAAAAAAGAAAUCAACAUAUCAAUAAAUCAUCAUGAUAAAUUACUGAUUACGACAUGUAUAAAUCAGGCGAACGAACCGUAAACCAUCGGUUAAUGAAGCGACUUUGACGGUAUAUCAAAGAAGUAAUAAUUUCUCCGAAAUAGGCACAUAAUAUUUAUUAAUGGGUUAUUUGGUAAAUAGUCCUUAAUAAGAAUUAGAAAACGUUAGAUUUCAAUACGGUUAUUUGUAAAAUCCAUUGAGACGAUUUAUUGUUUUCACGGGUACAUUCUUUGUAUUUCUGCAUUUUAAGAUUAAUUUUUUUGUCAUAAUAAAAACUAGUGUGUUUAAGCAGUCAUGUGUGAAUAUUGUUAACUGUAAUAUGAAACCUGAAAUAUCUAGACAUUACGAAUGUAACCAUUUUUGACAAUCAUUUGAAAUAUUAGUUUCAUGAAGUGUAAAUGAACAAGCCUACGUCGUCUGACUCAACAAAUAUCUAUGGUCAUUAAACGUAUAAAUAUGAAUAAAGUCUACUGUAUCAAUCAACAUUUAAAAUUUUAUUAUUUAUUUUCCUUAUGAUCAUUAUUUGUCAUUAUCUAUAUCUUAAUCUUCACAUCCAUCAUUCCCAAUUCCUUGAUCGUAAUUACCUUGAUAACACACUCCUUAUUACAUAUUAUAUUCACACAACAAUCUUAUUAUUAUUAUUAUUAUUAUUAUUAAUAUCUGAAUUGACAAAAUUCCACCCUCC
Messenger RNA from Schistosoma haematobium, 6261 nucleotides. It is a transcript of the gene PLBD2, whose product is annotated as putative phospholipase B-like 2. Gene Ontology annotation, cellular component: extracellular region. NCBI's taxonomy places the organism in Eukaryota, Metazoa, Platyhelminthes, Trematoda, Strigeidida, Schistosomatidae. The transcript is spliced from 8 exons. Gene Ontology annotation, molecular function: glycerophospholipase activity. Gene Ontology annotation, biological process: phospholipid catabolic process. The record is from RefSeq and is a predicted model, not a curated record. Bases 141 to 968 code for a protein of 275 amino acids.